UGCACGUAGGAUCACUUUCACUUCAACUCCAUAGUCUAUGAAACAGCAAAUCGCGGAUAUGGUCGAAAUAAAAGUGGAGAAAGAUCAGAUGGAUGUGGAGGAAGCUGUUAAAGGGGAAGGACUGAAGCAGUAUUAUAUUACAAAAAUUGAAGAAUUGCAACUUAUCGUAUCUGAAAAGACCCAGAAUUUAAGACGACUUCAAGCUCAGCGAAAUGAACUCAAUGCUAAAGUGCGCAUGCUUCGUGAAGAAUUGCAGUUAUUACAAGAACAAGGUUCUUAUGUUGGAGAGGUUGUGAAACCAAUGGAUAAGAAGAAAGUCCUUGUAAAGGUUCAUCCUGAAGGAAAAUUUGUUGUUGAUAUUGACAAAAAUAUUGAUAUUAAUGAUGUAACACCUAACAGCCGAGUUGCUCUUAGAAAUGAUAGUUAUACACUUCAUAAAAUUCUUCCAAAUAAGGUUGAUCCUUUGGUAAGUCUUAUGAUGGUUGAAAAAGUUCCUGAUUCUACAUAUGAAAUGGUUGGAGGUCUUGACAAGCAGAUAAAAGAAAUAAAAGAAGUGAUUGAGCUUCCUGUGAAGCAUCCAGAACUUUUUGAGGCCCUUGGAAUAGCUCAACCAAAAGGUGUUCUUCUUUAUGGUCCACCUGGAACAGGCAAAACUUUGUUGGCAAGGGCAGUUGCUCAUCACACUGACUGUACAUUUAUAAGAGUAUCUGGAUCUGAACUUGUCCAAAAAUUUAUAGGUGAAGGUUCUCGAAUGGUGAGAGAGCUUUUUGUUAUGGCAAGAGAACAUGCACCGUCAAUAAUAUUUAUGGAUGAAAUAGACUCGAUAGGAUCUUCUAGAAUUGAUGCAGGUUCAGGAGGUGACAGUGAAGUACAAAGAACAAUGCUUGAACUUUUAAAUCAGUUAGAUGGUUUUGAAGCUACAAAAAACAUUAAGGUACCUUUAAGGUUUUUUUUUUUCCUGUAUAUUAUAUUUAAUUGAAAUAUAUAUUAAAAUAAUUAUAAAACAUG
This is a messenger RNA of Stegodyphus dumicola, 1008 nucleotides long. It is a transcript of the gene Rpt6, whose product is annotated as 26S proteasome regulatory subunit Rpt6. Gene Ontology annotation, molecular function: ATP hydrolysis activity; ATP binding. The record is from RefSeq and is a predicted model, not a curated record. Lineage: Eukaryota; Metazoa; Arthropoda; Arachnida; Araneae; Eresidae.